GAUAGAAAAAGCCGAGGAUGCACGUUUGGUCCACGACGUACAGCCACACACCAGGAGCGCCCGUUUACGCGUCGGAGAAAUACAACUCCCAGUGGCCCCGUCGGCGGACAGCGAGGCGAUGCGUCCGCAGAAGCUUUGAUUCGACCCCUCACACCAUCCUCCUCCUUUUUCUUCCUCCUCCUCCUCCUCCUCCUCCUCCUCCCCCCUCCACCGUCGGCGAGGAGCAUCCCGCACACCGAUCUCUCUCCGACGAGCAGGCGCACGGGCGGACGGACACAAGCCAGACACGAUGCGCGGAUCCGCUCGACACGGGACAGCCGCGGGAUUUAUAGUGCUGGUGAGCGCGCUGCUGCUCGCCACGCCGGCCGCACAGGGGGUCCUGACGGAUCACCUUCUGGUGCAGCUGCACGAGGACGCGCAGGACCAGGGGCACCAACUUGCAACACAGCAUGGGUUCCAGAGCGCCCGACAGCUUCCCUUUGGAGAGGGGCUCUUUCACUUCUACCCUCAGGACUCGUCCAAGAGGCGAAGCAAGCGCAGCGCCCGCAGCAGACAGCGGCUCCAGAAAGACAGCAGGGUGAAGAGCGUGUUUGAGCAAGACGGCUUCAGUCGCCAGAAGCGAGGCUACAGAGAUAUCAACGACAUUGAAGUCAACAUGAGCGACCCUCUGUUCACCAAACAGUGGUAUCUGAUAAACACAGGCCAGGCAGACGGAACCCCAGGGCUGGACCUCAAUGUGGCUGAAGCUUGGCAACUGGGCUACACGGGCAAAGGAGUUACCAUCGCAAUCAUGGACGAUGGCAUCGACUAUCUACAUCCAGACCUGGCAUCAAAUUAUAACGCCGACGCCAGCUACGACUUCAGCAGCAAUGACCCGUUCCCGUAUCCCCGCUACACGGACGACUGGUUCAACAGUCACGGCACACGAUGUGCCGGAGAGGUGUCGGCCUCAGCCAACAACAACAUCUGCGGCGUGGGAGUCGCCUACAAUUCUAAAGUGGCAGGCAUCAGGAUGUUGGACCAGCCCUUCAUGACUGACAUCAUCGAGGCAUCAUCCAUCAGCCACAUGCCCCAGGUCAUCGACAUCUACAGCGCCAGCUGGGGACCGACGGACGACGGCAAGACGGUGGAUGGACCGAGAGAGCUCACGCUGCAGGCAAUGGCCGAUGGCGUCAACAAGGGCCGCGGAGGAAAAGGCAGCAUCUACGUGUGGGCAUCGGGCGAUGGCGGUAGCUAUGACGACUGCAACUGCGACGGUUAUGCCUCGAGCAUGUGGACGAUCUCCAUUAACUCGGCCAUCAACGACGGGCGCACCGCCCUGUACGACGAGAGCUGCUCCUCCACCCUGGCCUCCACGUUCAGCAACGGACGCAAGAGGAACCCGGAGGCCGGCGUUGCCACUACAGACCUGUACGGGAACUGCACACUGCGCCACUCUGGUACAUCAGCUGCAGCACCAGAGGCGGCCGGUGUCUUCGCCCUGGCCAUUGAGGCUAACCCUGACCUGACAUGGAGGGACAUGCAGCAUCUCUCCGUCCUGACCUCCAAGAGGAACCAGCUCCACGACGAGGUCCACCAGUGGAGGAGGAACGGCGUGGGCCUGGAGUUCAACCACCUGUUCGGCUACGGCGUGCUGGACGCCGGGGGCAUGGUGAAAAUGGCCAGGGAAUGGAAAACUGUGCCUGAGCGUUUCCACUGCGUCGCCGGGUCCAUUCAGGAGAACCAUAAAAUCCAGUCUGGCAACAAACAGGUGCUGGCCAUCACCACUGAAGCCUGCCAGGGGAAGGACAACUUUGUCCGCUACCUGGAGCACGUCCAGGCGGUCGUCACUGUCAACGCGACCCGCCGCGGCAACCUCAACAUCAACAUGACCUCGCCCAUGGGCACAAAGUCCAUCCUGCUGAGCCGAAGGCCCCGCGACGACGACUCCAGGGUGGGCUUCGACAAGUGGCCCUUCAUGACCACCCACACCUGGGGCGAGGACCCCCGGGGGACCUGGGUCCUGGAGGUGGGCUUUCAAGGCGAGGAGCCACAGCGCGGGGUCCUGAAGGAGUGGACUCUCAUGCUGCAUGGAACACAAAGUGCCCCUUACAUAGACCAGAUAGUACGUGAUUAUCAGUCCAAACUCGCCAUGUCCAAAAAGGAGGAGCUAGAGGAGGAGCUGGAUGAGGCUAUAGACAGAAGUCUGAAGAGCUUGAUGAGUAAAAACAACUAAAAUCCCGUCUGCAUGUUGGCAACUCUUUCUCCCCCUCUUAUCUUCCUCCCCCUCUGCAAUCUUGCUCUAUCCCUCUCCAGAUCUCCCUGCAUCUCCUCAGUUCUUCUCAUUCUGUCGUUAUCCUCUCUCUUUGUCUACCUCCUCCCCCCCCCUCUUCAGUCUGCUUUUUGUUAUCAAGUGUUUUCAAUUAGCCCCCAGCCUCUCGAUGAAUGUUUCAUGUAAUCCAAUCAUGAUAAAAGUGUAACCGUCAAUAAUCUGUUCGACAUAGAGAAAGAAAGCAAACUAUCUAUCGUGUGGAUUUUUACACUCUGCAGAAAUGUACAUAAACCAAAUAUAAUCCACUCUCUCAUGCUCUUGCUUUAACUGCCCUGCACCUCUCUUCUGCCAACUGUUAUACAGUUUGUGACUGUAAAUGAUUUUCUGUGUCAUUCUACUUAAAGUUUAAUAUCUUGCAAACAGAGCAGUGAUACUUCUUUCUGUUUAUAUUUUUGUGACAUGCACUGUUUAUAUAAACAAGGUGAGGAAUGUGUGAUUCACUUUGCAGCCUGUGGUCCUUAGUCCAUAUUUCAUAAUCUUUGACGUAAACUAUAAUAAAUCUAUUCAGCUGUUUAUUAAA
This is a messenger RNA of Scophthalmus maximus (turbot), 2831 nucleotides long. RefSeq names its product proprotein convertase subtilisin/kexin type 2 (gene pcsk2). The record is from RefSeq and is a predicted model, not a curated record. The coding region runs from base 290 to 2215 and encodes 641 amino acids. Gene Ontology annotation, cellular component: Golgi membrane; trans-Golgi network. Gene Ontology annotation, biological process: protein processing. The transcript is spliced from 12 exons. NCBI's taxonomy places the organism in Eukaryota, Metazoa, Chordata, Actinopteri, Pleuronectiformes, Scophthalmidae. Gene Ontology annotation, molecular function: serine-type endopeptidase activity.